UUCGAUGGAACUCCGGUGCAAAUAAAGCCUGUAUGCGGAAUUUAUUAGACUUUCCCCGCGAGCUCGAAUGCCGGGCGACGUGUUCGAGUGUUUACAUGGAGUGACUCGAGCUGCUUGACGGGGCUGAACAUAUGACUGAAAACCGUCGAAGAUGGAUGUCCUGCUGCCAAUAUUCCAGUUGUUAUACUUUGUUGCCCACUUCCUGGCCAGCUUGGCACUCUCAGUCCUCGACACCUUCCACCUCCUUCACCGAGUGUUCCUCCACGUGAGCGCAGUGUUAAGAGGAGGCAAUCUGCCUGUGCUCCGCAUACAAGCUGAUGCCGCACAGCUCAAGAAGAUCCCACAGCACUUGGGAUUGGUGUGCAUAGGGAAGCAAGUGUAUCACAUUUCUAAUCUUGCCAACGUGAUCACGUGGGCUGUUGGGUAUGGGGUACGCUAUGUCUCCCUGUACGACAUGCAUGGCACUCUAAAACGACAGCGAUCAGUGAUACUCCAGCACCUUGAAGAGGUGUGUGCCGACAUCAACUACACAGUGAUAACCCAUAACAGUGAAGCAAACCAAGCUAAAGACAUUGUAGAAAAUAGCAGGUCGGGGCCACAUGUAGUCGUAAAUCUCCUAAGCCUGACUGAUGGCAAAGGUAGCCUUGCAGCCACAGCCCGGCAGCUGAGCUCAGGAACCAGCAAAGUGAGUCAGGAGUUAUUAGAAUCCUUGAAAGUAACACGGGGCCAGCCAGAUCCUGAACUCAUUAUCACAAUAGGAGAACCCAUUUCAACCAUGGGGUUCCUGCCGUGGCAAAUUAGAUUAAGUGAAUUUUUUGCAGUUCCAUCUUUAAAUAGGUUUGAAUAUGGAGAUUUCCAAACCAUUCUUAGGCAAUAUUCUAAAUGUGAGCAGAGAUAUGGCAAGUAGAUUCUGUGUUAAUUAUACAGUUAAUGUCUUUUUUCUGUGUCUGUAUUAAUAAGAACUUAUGUGAUAUAUACAAGGAUGUUGUUGUUUGCAUGUAUGUCAAAUCUUCCAUGCCAGUAGUGUGCUUAAUUUUAUAAGAAUUGAAAAAAUAAAGGAGAUUCAGGAAAUAAUUAUAUUUAAAUUGAUAUAUGAAUAAUAUCUCAUGUAACAGAGGGGGAAUUAGAAAUUAAAUAUCAUUCCUGUUAUUGACAUUGUAUCUGGACUUGUAUAUCAUUAAUUUAUCAAGUAAGGGAUCAAAGGAGAGAUGGGAAGUUAUGAUAUUUGUUUAUAUUUUUGUAAAGUAAAGUAGUAUAACAAAUUCUAAAAAAAAAAAAAGAAAAAAAGGAAAAAAAACCUAUCCUUGUUCUUUGUUUUACAGAAUGCAUUACUCUUUUUCCCUCCCUUGUUUCUCAAUACCACGUGAUUUUUGGGAAUGAAGGACCCAGAAUUGAUGCUGUUGUGUGUUCAUAUUCCGUUUCCAAGCUAUACAACUCAGGUCAGUUAGAGAUGCAUUGUGAAGUGAGUCAGAAAUACAAAAAAAUUGAGUUCUGUUGCAUAAAGUAUGAGAUUUUUUGACCGUUGCUUGGUGGGUCUUCCCUUUUUUCUGGGGAGUGUAUGGAGUGCGCAUAAUUUGGUCCCAAAAGAUUCUUUUGCCUGUGAUAAGCUGUAAGAUUUUUUUUUGUUUUUUGUUUUUUUUGAUUGGUUUAGAUUGUUUAUGUAGGUCACUGCUCUUCCUACAAAGAGGAAGAUAAUAUACUCAUUAUUAGAAAGUAUGUGGUAAAGUACAUAUUUUAGUUCCUAAUCCAAUGAAAAAGGUGUUUACAUCAGUAUUGCCAACAAUAUAGUUUUUUCUUUCAUUCCUGUUAAUUUUAUUUAUUGCUUUAUUUUCAUUAUCGAUGUCAGGAUAUCACACUCUGAGUUGAAAGAUCACAUUAGGAAGACUACUGAAACAGAUACAGAGCUCUUUCUAUUAAUUUUCCCCUUAGAAACACCAACUUCUACCAUGUUACCAGUUGAUCCUUGUUCUGGAGUGCAUACGUGAUUGAUACAUUUACAGUAUUUUUUUCCGUCAUAUUGUCAGUUGUUAUUGAUACAUAUAUACAUUAUAUGUGAUAUGAAUAUAUUUCCUUGUCUUGCUCUUAAUACAGGUUGAGAGCUUGAUUUUCCUCCCAGUACGGGAUUAAUUCUAGUAAUAUGUGUUUGUCCUUUUUACUUUUGUCCAAAUAUGGUUGAAGACACUAUUCCCUCUGAGACUACAGAUGGCAUUCUCAUUGUCACUGGAAAAUGCCUCAUUAUUAUAAGUUUAUGCUGCAACAUGGAAAAGAGGAUACACAGUACAUACACUGCCACAUAGGUUGGUUGGUUGGUAGGUUGUUUUUUGUUUUGUUUUUAGAAAAAAAAAACUUUGGAUUGUUACAGUCAGGUCCUGAUAGGAGGGCAAGUUAAAGAACUACAAUUUUAGAAUAAAACAGGUUUGAGCACCAUUUACCAGUGUUACACUAGUAUUAUUAGUUGAUAUUCUCUCAUUUGUCAACUAAAAUAAUGAUAAUAGGUUUUUAUAAUUCACCAUAGUUCUCUCUGAUAUGAGGGAAUCUGUAGUACUGUACUAUUAAAUGUGCAGAUUCCACAUGAUGCAAAAACUACAUUUUCAGGAGUAAAAGUUGUAUACUCUUAUCAUUACAUACUUCUGAAGACUUAUCUCAGGUAGAGGAAAGGGGAGAAAAGACCUUCCAUACUCAACCAUCAAAUGUUCUUUGAGAUCAUUUAUAUGAAUACUUGAUCUUUUUUUCUAAAGAAUAAUAAUUAGACUGAUAAUAAAAACAUUGAUUUUGGGAUCAGGAUUGGGAUAUAACUUUUUUUUUUUUUUUUUUUCUUCUUUUUUUCUUUUUUUUUUCUACAUGAAACACGUGACAACAAAGAAGACAUUUGUGAUUUUGAUGUAAAGACAGACAGAUACCUUUAUAGGUGGCUGAGAGCAUUAUCUACAGUGAUGUUAAUUGCUUUCUUCAUAUAUCUCCCUUUUGUUAUAUGAGGGUAAUAUUUUUUGUAUCAGAAACUAACAAGUAAUUUUGAAGCACUUACCAAAUACUUAUAAAAUUAGAUUCCGUUCUUAAACGUGAUACCAUUCAUUGUUUUUAUUUAAAAUCAUAAAACCUUCCCAAGUAUCAGUUUCUGUCAGCGGUUCCCCAUUUUAAUUUUGUGCUAAAAUUGAGGUCCUCCCGUUAUGACAAUGUUAAAUUUUAAGUUCUUCCAGCCAUUUUAAGUACAAAUAGUGUGCAGUUGUAAAGCCCACGGCAUUGUAAUAUUUUAUUAGGCAACCUAGAGUCAUACAAGGCAAGAUAUAUGUGGACACAAUAUAAUUCUGCUAGUGUUAUUGUAGCCUUAAAGACCAUUUCAUAUGUACGCAGAGUACAGAUCAGAUCCUUGUCAAGCUUUAUUUACUGUGAAUUUUUUCCCCAAGGAUGUACAUAUGUAUCUCUUGUAUUGUUGCAGCAUUUGGCAUCAUUAUUUUUCCAUUGUUUACAAAGUACUUAAAGAGGAGAAAGUGAAAUUUGGAAAAGCAGUUUACAUUCAGAGAGAAGAUGGUUGUGGCUGCAGAAAUAUCUGGAGAAUUUUUCUUCAUUUUGGCCUGUUUCAUGUGCAUAUUAAAGUCAUUCACGAUAUACAUAUACAUUUUAGUGAGUACAUAUGUAUAUAUUUAAUGUAUGUAUCUGGAUGUAAUAUGUGUAUCUGUCUUAUGAAUGUAUGCAUGACUAUAUCUCUGUUUAUCUAUCUCUUUAUCUAUAUAGAUAGAUAUAUGGGUAUAGAUGUAGUUUUAUAGAGAUAUAGAGAUAUAUAGAUAUAUAGAUAUAACCUGUCUAUCUAUAUAUUUGUGUAUAAAUGUAUAUGUAUAUGUUUACUGUAUGCAAGUUCUCCAUGAAAUUACACAAUUUGUUUACUGUUAAAAUUUUCCAAAUAUAAAGUGAAUUUAGAAUAUAGAGAUCAAUUUACCAGGAACAACAGUAACUCACAUUUUUGUCUUUGUAGAGAGAAAUGUCUAGACAUAUUUAUAAGCAUAAUAUUUUUGGGUAUUUGGGCCCAAUUAUGUAAGUUUCCCAGCCAGUUGAAAAAUGCAUCUGUUUAUGAUUUCUCUGUUCAUAGAAGAGCUUUUAGAGAGUGACUGCCUCUUUGGAAAAAAUUUCUUUUUGUGAAGUAAAUUUUAUUUAAGAGAAUAGUGCCUUAUGAGGAUGAUGCUUGAAAAAAAUAGAAGUUUUAGUCCUUGUAUAAUUACCCUCCCUUCCAGGUAUCAGAGAGUAACCAUAAAAGUAAAUUGUAUUUUGCAAAACAAGAUGCCAUGUUUGCAGAGAAUCCCCAGAGAAAUUAGCAAAGAAUUCACUUUUUGUAACUGAACAAAUGAAAAAUGUAUGGGUAAAGAAGGAAGAAAAUGAACUGUAUGACAAGUACUGAAAAAAGAGCACAGCAAAUUCAAACAAUCAUGUCCUGUAUACUGGGUGCAUAAUUUUUUAAGGAUUAAUUUGUAUAUUAGCAGUUCUUUAGUACAGACUGUCAGUGCAGUGAAAAAAACAAGUAUUUAUUUUGUUGCAGUUGAAUAGGCUGUUGUUGAAUAACAGAUUUGUAGCAGUUUUGCAGGCAAAUCUAUAGAUGUGAAAUAAAUUAUAUGUAUAUAUUUUGGUUUCCAGAUUUAUGUACAAAAUGUACUUCUGUUGUUUUGUGUUGGAGCCCUUUAGAAUGUUUUGUUAUUUAUGUACUAAUGAAUGUUAUUUCAUUAAUUUACCAAGGAUAUCUUAGAAAUAUAAUUUACGAAGUUAAAA
Penaeus indicus is the source of this 4755-nucleotide messenger RNA. It is a transcript of the gene Tango14, whose product is annotated as dehydrodolichyl diphosphate synthase complex subunit Nus1-like. The transcript is spliced from 2 exons. Gene Ontology annotation, cellular component: dehydrodolichyl diphosphate synthase complex; endoplasmic reticulum membrane. Gene Ontology annotation, molecular function: ditrans,polycis-polyprenyl diphosphate synthase [(2E,6E)-farnesyl diphosphate specific] activity. NCBI's taxonomy places the organism in Eukaryota, Metazoa, Arthropoda, Malacostraca, Decapoda, Penaeidae. The coding region runs from base 152 to 907 and encodes 251 amino acids. The record is from RefSeq and is a predicted model, not a curated record.